AUGACCUUGGGGGCGCUCUACUUUGACCUCCGGAAGCUGAAGGGGGCGCUGAAGACGGCGGGGGGCGGGGUCAAGAAGAGGACGAAGGACCUGGACAACGACUACGAGAAGAUUCGCACGGUGGGGAGGAUGGCUCUCAACGAAUGCAACGUCCUAGCCAUGCUCGACCAUCCGAACAUCGUCAGCUACAUGGACAGCUUCGAACGUGACACCGUCCUGUGCAUCGAGAUGGAGUACGCCGACGGGGGCAGCAUGCAGCAGUACCUGACGCAGCAGGUGAAGCGAAUCGAGGAGCGAGAGAUUCUCAUCAUAUUCCACCAGAUAGCGGCGGCCAUUCGCUACAUGCACGAGCACCAUAUUCUACACAGGUGGGUUUUGUGUUUAUGGGCUGGGGUCGUGAAGGUGGGCGACUUCGGGAUCAGCAAAAUGCUCUCCACCAAGACCAAUCACGCCCAUACAGUGCUCGGGACGCCCUAUUACAUCAGCCCGGAGAUGGGUGGGUGUGGCUGCGAAGGCAAGCAGUAUGACGAGAAGAGUGACAUCUGGGCUCUGGGUUGCAUCUUGUACGAAAUGGCUUGCUUGCAGAAGACAUUCGAAGGGUCGAACUUGCCAGCGCUCGUCAACAAGAUCAUGAAGGGUCACUUCGCGCCCAUCAAGGGAAAUUAUUCGCCAGGGUUCAAACAGCUGGUCAGGGAUCUGCUGCAAAGGGACCCCGAAUUUAGGCCUACGGCGGCUGAGCUCGUGUCAGAGAGGCUGCCCGAACUCCUGGCACAGUUCUCGUACAGCCCCCUCGGUGUGGAUGAAAUAGACGAGGAGAUCAAGCAGUCGAUUGAGGUGGCAAGGCAGUCACAGGCAUCCAGGUCCUCCGCCCCCCGCUCGGUCGUCUACCACAUGAAGGUCUACGAGUCUUCGAUCAGCCUGACCCCGGUGCCCCUCCCGCCGAGGUCAAGGGUCAAGGAGAUGGCUGUGUCCAAUACCCACAUCGUUCUGCUGACCUCCGGGACUGACGCGAGGAAUCCCCAUGAGCGCGUCGCCCUCAGGAUAAUGUCAACGAGCGCAUCCCUAGUGGAUGGCCUGACGAGCCGGGUCUAG
Messenger RNA from Penaeus vannamei (Pacific white shrimp), 1092 nucleotides. The record is from RefSeq and is a predicted model, not a curated record. Lineage: Eukaryota; Metazoa; Arthropoda; Malacostraca; Decapoda; Penaeidae.